CCUGCUUCCCCAAGAAAUGAUCUGGAGGGCCGCUCCACUCAGGAACCAAAAGGCAGACUUGAAUUUACCAUCUUUGCGUCUAGCUGUGUUGGGACCCAGACCCAGAUGAGCGCUGUGAUUUGCCCCCGCUUUCAAAUUUACAUCAUUUUGUGGCUUGAUUCGGUUUAGAAUUUGUCGGCACUGCUUUUUAUGGCUAGCCAGGAGUCAGGACGACUUCUAGCAGCCUUUCCCAGCUCUUAUUGCAGCCUUUUCAUACAUUUUUCGAUUUUCGCAUUGAACCGACACAGAUUUUUGGAAACUUCACGUGGAAAUCUAGAGUUAUUGCGAUCUGAUGUUUGAUCUGCCUCGGUCGUCGAUCACUUUCUUCUUGCAGCGGCCCAACCGUGAGGACUCGUGGGGUAGUAUAUAUCUACUAAUCUCAUGGUAUUCAAUCUAUCAAUCAGUCAACAACUCUCGAACAAAGGAAGAACAAAAAGGAAAAAGACAAUGGCAGGACCCAACCCCAAGGACUCCAUGAAGUCCACCUGGCGCACUGCCGACAAAAGCACCUGGUCUAGGCAUCACUUCAUCAUCGACUUUCUCAACGCGUAUCACUACGAUCUGAACAAGGAGGUUCCCGUGUUCUCCAAGCAGGACAAGCUCCCGCAUCUCCCACAAUUACCGCAACAUAUCUGGGUUUUGUUCCACGCCUUCAUUCCACUAGCUGUCCACCAAGCUCUGCUUUAUUACCCUCCUCUCCAGGAAGGUGUAGGCCGUCUAGCAGCUUUCGCCCUCUAUUUUAUGUCUUUCAAUGUGAUCGUCAUCCGUGAGGUUAACAUCUUGCGCCGUCUUGCACAUAAAUAUGGCUUUCUAGAUGGCGACGUGCACGAACGAGAUGGCGUGCCCGAUGUGGGUGUCGACAAAGUCGCCCAAUCUCUCUACAAGACCACCGGUUCCCGUCUUGCCCUUGCUAUCUGGCUGUCCUACGACCCAGCUGUGAGCCCUCUCGAGGUCAUGAGUGAACCGUCGUGGUGGGGCUGGUUAGCGCUCGAGAUCGGUCUGUAUGGAGUCGUACUUGACUUCUGGUUCUAUUGGUACCACCGCGCUAUGCAUGAUGUUGAUGGUCUGUGGAGAUUCCACCGUACUCACCAUUUGACAAAGCACCCCAACCCGCUCCUCGCCGCUUAUGCAGACCACGAGCAGGAGUUCUUCGAUAUGGUCGGAGUUCCCUUCAUGACCUACCUGACUCUACGAGUCAUCGGUCUGCCAUUAGGCUUUUAUGAAUGGUGGAUUUGCCACCAGUAUAUCGCGUACACUGAAGUCUAUGGACACAGUGGCUUGCGGAUACACUUGACCCCGCCUACAACACUAAACUGGUUCUUGGAAUAUUUUGAUUCAGAAAUCGUGAUUGAGGAUCAUGACCUGCACCAUCGGAAGGGGUGGAGGAAAAGUCACAACUAUGGCAAGCAGACUCGGCUGUGGGAUCGCAUCUUUGGCACCUGUACUGAGAGAAUCGAGUCAGUGCCGCAAAAUGUGGAUUACGCGAACCCAGCGCAUAUGCCUAUUUUUUAAGAGCUACAUAACCUUAUGUGUCUUAACGUCAACUACACGAAGUGUCUUCAGAAUUAUUACAAACUUUUAUUAUAGAGCGUAGGGUAGAAUAUAGAGUGGUACUCUCCAUGAGCUUUGUAGCUGAGCACUUUGAAGAAGAAAUCGUUGCAUAUAUACAGCUACGAAUAAUACAAUGGACACUGCGUUUUGUUGUU
Messenger RNA from Talaromyces proteolyticus, 1745 nucleotides. RefSeq lists its product as uncharacterized. The coding region runs from base 421 to 1551 and encodes 376 amino acids. The transcript has a single exon. Lineage: Eukaryota; Fungi; Ascomycota; Eurotiomycetes; Eurotiales; Trichocomaceae. Gene Ontology annotation, molecular function: iron ion binding; C-4 methylsterol oxidase activity. The record is from RefSeq and is a predicted model, not a curated record. Gene Ontology annotation, biological process: ergosterol biosynthetic process.